Molecule: messenger RNA, 2701 nt
Organism: Polistes dominula (European paper wasp)
Lineage: Eukaryota; Metazoa; Arthropoda; Insecta; Hymenoptera; Vespidae
Gene: Edem1
Product: ER degradation-enhancing alpha-mannosidase-like protein 2
Biological process (GO): mannose trimming involved in glycoprotein ERAD pathway; carbohydrate metabolic process; endoplasmic reticulum mannose trimming
Cellular component (GO): membrane; endoplasmic reticulum
Molecular function (GO): mannosyl-oligosaccharide 1,2-alpha-mannosidase activity; calcium ion binding
Source: RefSeq, a predicted model, not a curated record
UUUGAUUGUUAUUAUAAAUCCCUUUAAACCUUCUUUACCGAUUUUACAAUGCAGAUUUCUUUAUCGACUAUGUCUUACCUACUGAUUUUUUUAUUGAUACUAAUGACCUACCUUACCGACAGUAGAUCUAAAGAAUAUAUUGAAUUUAAAUGCUCAUAUGAUUUACAAUGGUAUGAUUAUCUUUCUUUAGUGUUGACGUUAUAAAAAGUACUACUAAAGUAAUAGUAACAAUAUUUUUAAUUUGAGAUAAUGGAUUGUAAUAGAUUAAUAAAAAGAACUCGAUAAAAAAUUAAACUACCAGAGAGCGCGAGUGAUUUUAAACGUAUAUACAGUAACCUAAAUCUAAUCAAUAUGUUAAAAUAGUUCACGAGUAAUGACCACAUGGUGUGUAUUAGACUUCAAAGAUGACAGUGGACAAUUUAAUUUAAUAAUAAAGUUUGAUAUUAUUUUAUAAAAAGUAAUUAUUUGUUUCUAUAAUAUUUCUAGAGAAAUUCUUAGCCCUUAGUUGAAAAGAGUAAACAAUAUUAUUUAUAUAAUGAUUUUCUUAAAGAUUAGUUUAUUUUUUGGGCUUCUAAUACUCGUAAGUGGUGCACGAGAAUAUAAGAAAAAGGAUUUAAUCGCUCUGAGGGAAGAAGUGCGAUCAAUGUUUGAUCAUGCAUAUUCUAGCUAUUUAUCUUAUGCAUAUCCUUAUGAUGAAUUAAGAUCACUUAGCUGCGAUGGUUUUGAUACUUGGGGUAGUUUUUCAUUAACAUUGAUCGAUGCAUUAGAUACCUUAGCUGUGAUGGGAAAUUUCUCUGAGUUUCGUCGUGUCGCUGAGAUUAUAAGCGAAAGAGAAAAUUUUGAAGCUAACAUUAAUGUAUCUGUUUUUGAAACAAAUAUUCGAGUUGUUGGUGGACUUUUGAGUGCUCAUUUAUUGUCACGCAAAGCAGGUGUACCUUUAGAACCAGGAUGGCCAUGUAAUGGUCCAUUGUUACGUCUUGCUGAAGAUAUGGCCAAAAGAUUGCUCCCUGCUUUUGAUACACCAACAGGAAUGCCAUAUGGGACUGUUAAUUUGAAGUAUGGUGUUCCUGAGGGAGAAACAAGUAUUACUUGUACAGCUGGAAUUGGUACCUUCAUUUUAGAAUUUGGUACACUUUCUCGCUUAACCGGUGAUCCCAUUUACGAAGAAGUUGCUAUCAAUGCUUUGAAAGCAUUAAAUCAUUACAAAUCUAAUAUUGGAUUAGUUGGUAAUCAUAUAGAUGUAUUGACUGGUCAUUGGACAGCUCAGGAUUCUGGAAUCGGUGCAGGAAUCGAUUCAUAUUUUGAGUACUUAGCAAAAGGAACACUAUUGUUUCAGGACCCAUGGCUAGCUGCAAUGUUUCAUGAACAUAAAGCUGUUGUAGAAAAGUACAUUCGCAGAGAAGAUUGGCAUUUAUGGGUUUCUAUGACAAAAGGUCAAGUUACUUUACCUGUGUUUCAAUCCUUAGAUGCUUAUUGGCCAGGUGUAUUAAGUCUAUUCGGAGAAAUAGGAGAUGCAAUGAGAUCUUUACACAAUUACCAUCGUGUUUGGAAACAGUUUGGUUUUACUCCUGAAUUUUAUAAUAUUCCCCAAGGUGAAGCUGGAACAAACAGAGAAAGUUAUCCAUUGAGACCAGAACUUAUAGAAUCUGUAAUGUAUUUAUAUAGGGCUACUGGAGACCCGUAUUUAAUUGAAGUAGGAGUUGAUAUACUCAGAAGUCUACAGCAUAGUGCCAAAACUAAAUGUGGUUAUGCAACUAUUAAUGAUGUACGUGAUCAUCGGAAAGCAGAUAGAAUGGAAUCUUUUUUCCUUGCAGAAACAACUAAAUAUUUGUACCUUCUCUUCGAUCCAGAUAAUUUUAUUCACAAUAAUGGACAAGAAGGAGAUAUCAUAAAAACACAAUGGGGUCAUUGUAUCGUUGAUUCAGGAGGAUAUGUUUUUAAUACAGAAGCACAUCCCAUUGAUCCUGGUGCAUUAUAUUGCUGUCGCAGGAUACAAAAUAUAUUACCGGAUAAAAUGUCAACUUCAGAUAAAUUUUUUACUAAAAACGAUCAGAAAGAAGAAUACAAUUCAAAAGAUAGGAUUCAUGAAGAAGAUAAUGUACAUAAAAAUGACACUAAUAAUUUUGUAGAAAUUAUUAAAUUAUCACAAUUGAGACAUAAGCUGAUGAACGAAGUAAAAACUACUAAAAAAUAUGAAAAUGUUGAAACAUUAUUUAUGCAAGAAAUUGUUUCUGAAAAUGUUUCAAAAAAUGAAGAUGAAACUAAUAAAAAUAUAACGCUUCAAUCAGAUUCUGCAAAGAUGCAAGUUAUGGCACCUCCAAAUGUAAUUUAUAAGGCUGAUGAUAGUGAAAACGCAGAUACUUUUGAGACACCCAUUACUUCAAAUGAUCAAUAUGACUCUACAACUAUUCAGAAUAAUACAAAACUACCUAAAACAACAGUUAGCAAUCACAUUACAAAAUUUGAACCACAAAUUAUGUUAGAAAAUAUUAGAAAGAAAAAUAUGUAUCCAACGAAUACUACAGCAAAAUCAAUGUAUCAGAUUUUGUCCUGCCAGUCGCAACCAUUCCUACAACGAAUAGCUAUCAUAGGAGAAUUUUUUUAAAUACUUAUUUCAAUAAUUUUACUCGUGUAUAACUUUCUAUCUCUAAUUUUGUUCGUUUAACAACAAGCCUCUUUCUAUAAUUUUAUUGUUAUUUUA